Molecule: messenger RNA, 1204 nt
Organism: Osmerus eperlanus (European smelt)
Lineage: Eukaryota; Metazoa; Chordata; Actinopteri; Osmeriformes; Osmeridae
Product: DELTA-stichotoxin-Hcr4a-like
Biological process (GO): monoatomic cation transport; pore complex assembly; cytolysis in another organism
Cellular component (GO): pore complex
Molecular function (GO): channel activity
Source: RefSeq, a predicted model, not a curated record
GAGUGAAGCUCCCUCCUACUGCACAGCACUGGCUUUUCAUUCCACACACACACAUACGUCUGACUCGAACCCGAAGCGGACUGAUAUGUAGCCUGUUGUCAUGUACAGUGACAGUAUCAGAACAAGAGGACUUCACCCUGUACCGUUUGAGAAGGCAUUCUAAGAGAUGUCCCCAAGUCUAAUCCACCUUCUAUCCCGCAGGGAAGAUGUCAGCGACAGCCGAGUGUCAGCAAGCCUCUCCACGGACAGGAACGGCACCAUCGAGAUCACCAACAGCAGCAGCAUCUGUCUCGUCAACCCAAAGUACGUCACAAAACCAACCCUUGAUUUGGGUAUUAUUUCGACAAAAGAACACGAACACCGGUUGCUAUUUCUAUUCUUCUCGCUCCUGCGUUUCUCCGAGUAACUUUUGCACAUCUGAGUUUUCGUGGAUGGGUGGUUCCAUGUGAGACAUCACUUAGCUGAGCGUAUCCUUCUAUCCAUCACGAGGUGACGUACACCGGCUCAUUGCACGCUGCAUGCAAGUUCACCCUGUGUUUCUUUCAAGUCCACAACAGUACCCGUGCAGUCACACCCCAUCCAUCAGCUCAGACUGUUUCAGCAGGAAGGCUGGAAAAGUACAACAAAAAAAAAAAGAGAGAAAAACAAGACUUUUUAUAAAAGUUGUCAAGUGUAUUUUUGACCUAUACUCUGUCUUGAGAAAUAAAUCUAGGCAUGCAGGCUUCCAGUCCGAGAGAGAAGCAUUAAACUGUGCCAUUGCUAUCCUGUCCUCCCCAGGGUAUACAUGGCCAGUCGCUACUGCUUCCAUCCCCAGCCCUCUGUGCGCACCACCAAGACCGAGGUUUGCUCCUUCACCAAGGACGACAACACCGCCACAGGGGCGGUGGGCCUGCUGACCUAUGACCUCCUCCACGUGAGGACCGGAACGUUCUCCGAGCAUGUGGCCGUCAUGUUCUCUGUGCCAUUAGACUACAACCUGUACAAGAACCGGUUCGGUGUGGGCGUGUUCGAGGUAGCCUGUGCCUGUGACAAAAACCUGUACAAGCGCAUGUACUCUGACAAUGACUUCAGAAAGUUUCCCCGCGCCGAGGCCCGUGGGUCAGGAAUAGAGUGUAAGGCCGCCCAGGUUGAUCUGAGGGCCACCAUGUCCAACGUGGGCAAGGCUAUUGUUAAGGUGGAGCUCUAUGAUAGAAUGGGCCGAUAG